Messenger RNA from Lipotes vexillifer (Yangtze River dolphin), 1561 nucleotides. It is a transcript of the gene ENDOD1, whose product is annotated as endonuclease domain containing 1. Bases 19 to 1521 code for a protein of 500 amino acids. Gene Ontology annotation, molecular function: metal ion binding; hydrolase activity; nucleic acid binding. The transcript is spliced from 2 exons. NCBI's taxonomy places the organism in Eukaryota, Metazoa, Chordata, Mammalia, Artiodactyla, Lipotidae. The record is from RefSeq and is a predicted model, not a curated record.
CCGGCCCGCAGACGCGCCAUGGGCCCCGCACGCUGUUUGGUGCUGGGCGGCCUCCUCGCUCUGGCGGGGCUGUUGGAGGGCCGGCUCGUGAGCGAGCAGGAAGCCGGCUUCGGCGAAUGCGACCGAUUCUUCUACGCCGGGACCCCGCCCGCGGGGCUGGCGGCCGCUGCCCACGUGAAGAUCUGUCAGCGCUCCGAGGGCGCCGAGCGCUUCGCCACCCUGUACAGCACCCGGGACCGUAUCCCCGUGUACUCGGCGUUCCGCGCCGCGCGCCCCGCGCCCCUGGGAGCCGAGCAGCGCUGGCUAGUGGAGCCGCAGAUUGAUGACUCCAACAGCAGCCUUGAGGAGGUGAUGGAUGAGGCUGAUGCCAUCAGCUCUGUGAACAAUCUGGGAAGCAAGCAAGCCUUGCAUGCAGAUUACCUGGGUUCUGAUUACCAGACAGGACAGCUGUACCCCUUCUCCCUCAGCAGUGACCCCGACACGGCCACGUUCACUCUCACAAAUGCAGCUCCAAUGACCCUAUCCUUCCAGAAACGGUGGUACGUGAAUCUCAACAGCCUAAUGGACCGGGCCCUGAGCCCACAGUGUGGCGAUGGGGAAGAGCUCUACAUCAUCGCAGGUGCCGUGCCCUCAGACCUCAAGGUCAAAGACAAAGUGACCAUCCCGGAGUUUGUUUGGCUGGCAGCCUGUUGUGCUGUCCCUGGAGGAGGCUGGGCCAUGGGCUUUGUCAAGCACACCCGGGACCGGGAGGUCAUAGAAGAUGUGAUGGUGAAAGAACUUGAGAAACUGCUUCCAUUCACGCCUCAGCUGUUCCAGAACAACUGUGGGGAAAGUGAACAAGACACAGAGAAGAUGAAAAAAAUCCUGGAAAUGGUCAACCAAGUCCAGGAUGAGGAGCGAAGGGUAGACUCUGAAGGGGACUCUGGGACCCUCUCCAGCACGAGGAGUACCAGGUCCACUCUGCUGCCUCCAGAGGCAUCUGGGGAAAGGAGUAGCCUUUUGAGAAAACUCUUGGGCUUCACUGCUACCCCAUUCAUCAAGCUUUGCCAACUAAUUUAUUUCCUUGCAGUCAGAAUCCUGAAGUACCUUGUGUAUUUCCUGUGGUAUGUCACCAAACAGGUGACUCGUGGUCUAGAAAGUUGUCUUUACCGCCUGGGGUCAGCCACCAUCUCCUACUUCUUGACCAUUGGGGAGGAGUUGGCCAGCAUUCCCUGGAAGGUACUCAAAGUCAUGGUCAGGAUCACCAGGGCCAUUCUCCGGAUCCUUUGUUGCCUGCUGAAGGUUGUUUGCCGUAUCGUGGGCAUCCCUGUCCGAGUCCUUGUGGAUGUGGCCACUUUUCCUGUGUACACCAUAGGCGCAGUUCCAAUUGUGUGCAGGGACAUUGCAAUGGGCCUUGGUGGCAUCAUCUCUCUGUUCUUUGACACUGCUUUUGGCACCAUGGGUGGCCUAUUUCAGGUCAUUUUUACUGUCGGCAAGCAGAUUGGCUACAAGAUUACUUUUGACAAUCCUGGGGAUUUAUAGAAAAAAAAAACAACUGAGUGCCCAGUCACAGUGAAUUUGA